This is a messenger RNA of Sorghum bicolor (sorghum), 1061 nucleotides long. RefSeq lists its product as uncharacterized. The record is from RefSeq and is a predicted model, not a curated record. Gene Ontology annotation, molecular function: transmembrane protein transporter activity. NCBI's taxonomy places the organism in Eukaryota, Viridiplantae, Streptophyta, Magnoliopsida, Poales, Poaceae. Gene Ontology annotation, cellular component: TIM22 mitochondrial import inner membrane insertion complex. Gene Ontology annotation, biological process: protein insertion into mitochondrial inner membrane. The transcript is spliced from 4 exons. Bases 170 to 751 code for a protein of 193 amino acids.
UUUUCUUGCAGUUCACAGCAGCGGCCGAAUUCCUAAAAAAAAAAGAAAAAAAAAAGAAAAAGAAAGAUCAGCGGGCCGAAUCACGCAAGAAGCCCGAAUCUCUAAUACUCAAGCCGUGCUCCGUCACCGCAAGUCGUAAACCACCGGCGCCGGCGCCGCCGUCACGAGGAUGGCUGCUCCUACCGAUGAGGCCGCCGGCUCAGGGACGCCGGGAACUACCGAUCCGUUGCUCGCCGACUGGAGGGAACGGAUCAUCAUUCCGGCCGUCGCGGCUGGUGUGGUUGGAGCCGCGUUCGGGCUGCUGUCGCGGCACCGGGCGCGCCUUGGCGCCGCCCGCGCCGCCGUCACCUACGCCGCGAACCUCGCCAUCGUCGCCGGGUGCUACGGAGGUGCACGUGAACUUGCAAGAGAUGCUCGAGCCACAACACCUAAUGAUCCCAUGAAUUCUGUUGUUGGUGGGCUAGCAAGUGGAGCUGUCCUUGGUCGAAUACAAGGUGGACACUUUGGAGCAGUGAAAUAUGCAGUCACUUUUGCAGCUGCCGGUACCGCAUUGGACUACGCUGCACUGAAGUAUGCCCCAGAAUGGCAUGCCCUGAAAGAACAUUUGUCUGGAAAGAAAGACUGGUUUACGCUACCUGAGUGGUCACCUAUCCAAGUGUUGGAUGAGGAAGCCUUGGCUAAGAAAAAAGCUCGAGAGGAGAAGUUGUUUGCCCAACGAGCACUAGGUAAACUUGACAAGGAGGAUCCCUAGCUAUACGGCCUUUUGGAGAACUGCGCACUGCGCACUGACAGAGAUAAGAUGAUUUUAUCCAGGUGCUAUGUCACUGAAACCAUAGUGUUAGAAAACAUCGAGAUGUUGUAUUAUUCUUUUUUUUUCUGUACUUCGGGGAAUGCCCAUGAAGAGGGAACCUAGCUGAUUGCACUUCCAAGUUUUGAUGGCCAAAAAUGUUUCCACUUUUUGUAUUGGACUUGCACUUCGCGUAGUGAUAGUAAAAUGUUCGGAUCUCGGAUUAGAAUAUGUGUUAUAGCAAUUUUUAGUGGACUUGUUCUUUGUUGUGAAA